UGACAAGAGCUCUUGAGUUGUAUGUCCUUGCAACUGUCUAUCUGUGAGUAUUUUGAGUGGUAGGCUCUUCGACAACACUAGGCAGUGAGCGCACACGCAGCGUAAAUUCACAAGCAUGGCGGAUCCAUUUGCCGACCGCAACGCGCUGGACGCAAACCCGUUCGCGGACCCGAGCGUACAAGGUGCUCUCUCAUCCGGUAACCGUGCCUACGAAGAUGUAGGCAGCAGCAAGUCGAUGGCUUUCGAGGAGGAUGGGUAUGGACACAGUGGUAGCGGUGUGGAUCUUGGAAGCGGCGGUGCUGGCCAAAGUGAUGCCGCGAGACUCGCGGAAAUCGAGCGGAGAGAGCGCGAGCUCGAGCAGAGGGAGCGAGACUUGCAGAGUCGGGCGGACCACAUCAAGAAGCACGGACGGAAUAAUUGGCCUUUUUUCUAUCCGCUGAUCUAUCACGAUAUCGAUGUGGAGAUUCCUCCUGAGUCACAACAGGUCGUCAGGCACCUCUACCUUCUUUGGAUGCUCUGGUCGGCCUCGUUGUGCAUCAACAUGCUCGCUUGUAUCUUCCUACUCGUCUCUGGCGCGCGUGACGGUGCGAGAGACAUGAUAUCAAGCAUUGUCUACUUCCCCAUCCUCACCACCCUCGCCUUCCUGCUGUGGUAUCGACCAGCAUACAACGCUUUCAAUACGGAAAACUCUUUGUGGUACUACGUGUACUUCCUCUUCAUGGGCUUCCACCUCGCAUACUCGGCGUACUCUCUAAUCGGGAUCCCAUCGACAGGCUGUGCAGGAAUCAUUACCGUCAUCUCCAGCUUUAGCAGCUCUCGCAUCCUAGCUGGCAUAUUUGCAACCAUCAACACUAUCAUGGUCGCCGUUCAAGGACUAGGGAACCUCUGGUACUUUAGGGAGAUCUGGAAACACAACCACGAGCAGGGCCACACUUUUGCACAAGCCAAGCAAGAGCUCGCUACACAUGGCAUGAAAGCCUACCUUACCCGCGGCUCUCAGGUCUAAGGGUGUUUCAAAGCAUGUUUAGCCGAGGUCAUUUCAAUGCGCUUUGUAAGAAUCCCCCCUCCGGGCUUCGAAAAAAUGUAUGAACUGCAGAAUUCGAUUGAUUCUAAGACA
This is a messenger RNA of Tilletiaria anomala UBC 951, 1117 nucleotides long. Its product is annotated as scamp-domain-containing protein. The transcript is spliced from 3 exons. Lineage: Eukaryota; Fungi; Basidiomycota; Exobasidiomycetes; Georgefischeriales; Tilletiariaceae. The record is from RefSeq and is a predicted model, not a curated record. The coding region runs from base 116 to 1006 and encodes 296 amino acids. Gene Ontology annotation, biological process: protein transport. Gene Ontology annotation, cellular component: trans-Golgi network membrane; recycling endosome membrane.